CUGGAACUGAGAGCUCCAGAGAAGCAGUGGUGAUAAAAAGAGGCUUUCAAGAGAAAGCUAGGGAGCCAACAACGCCCUCGCCACCGAAUUGCAAGUCUAUAGAUUCUCAAUAGUCCAGGUUAAUAGCUGAGAGGAGCAGUUUGAGACUGAAUUGAAAUAUUUCCGCGUAAAGACGUUUGGCUAGGGAGCCAUGGAGCCGGGAGAAGGAAGCCCUCAGCAGAUAAGGCAAGCGCUGCUUUUCUUUGUUUUCCUGGGAGGGUCUUUGGUGUGUUCAGAGACCUGGCGCUAUUCUGUGGCAGAGGAAACGGAGAUCGGCUCUUUUAUAGGCAACGUGGUGAAAGACAUAGGUUUGGGCGUGGAAGACCUGGCUGCGCGGGGGGCCAGAGUCAUCUUUGAUGACUAUAAACCAUACCUGCAGUUGGAUCGGCAGACUGGCAACUUGAUCUUAAAUGAGAAACUGGACCGGGAGGCGCUUUGCGAUCUCACCGAGCCAUGCAUAUUAAAUUUCCAGGUAUUAUUUGAAAAUCCUUUGCAAUUUUUUCGAGCUGAGCUUAGGGUCAAAGACAUAAAUGAUCACACUCCCACGUUUCUAGACAAACAUAUACUUCUGAAAAUCUCAGAAAGUACUACUCCAGGAACGUCAUUCCAAAUGGAUAGCGCUCAGGACUUGGAUGUAGGAAAGAAUGCUGUUCAAAACUACACAUUAAGCCCCAAUCCUCAUUUCCACCUUAAACUGCAAGACAGUGAGGAGGGUAGAAAAUACCCAGAGCUGUUGCUGGACCAACCUCUGGAUCGAGAAAAGGAGCCUGAACUUAGAUUAACACUAACAGCCCUGGAUGGUGGGUCUCCGCCCAGGUCUGCAACUGCACUGGUGCGUGUGUUGGUCUCAGAUAUCAAUGACAAUGCCCCAGAGUUUGAGAGGUCCGUCUAUGAGGUUUUGGUACCAGAAAACAGCCCUCUGGACUCCUUGGUCGUCAAAGUGUCUGCUACAGAUUUAGAUGCAGGACUAAAUGGAGAACUAUCUUAUUCAUUUUCCCACGUCUCCAGAGACAUACGGAAAACAUUUGAAAUCCAUCCCAUUUCUGGCGAAGUCCGUUUAAAAGCACUUCUGGAUUUCGAGUUAAUUAAGUCUUAUACAAUAAAUAUUCAGGCCAUUGACGGUGGGAGCCUUUCAGGAAAAUCAGCAAUUUUAGUUAGUGUUGUAGAUGUGAAUGACAACCCACCAGAAAUAGUCAUAACAUCUCUUACCAGCCCCAUACCAGAAAAUUCGUCACCUGAAAUGGUAGUCGCUGUUUUUAGCCUACGAGACCAAGACUCAGGGGACAAUGGGAGGAUGGUUUGCUCAAUUCAGGACAAUCUCCCCUUUCUCUUGAAGCCUACCUUCAAAAAUUUCUACACCCUGGUAACAGAGAGCCCUCUGGACAGAGAGAAAAGAGCCGAGUACAACAUCACCAUCACCGUCACAGAUAUGGGAACCCCCAGGCUGAAAACCGAGCACAACACAACCGUGCUGGUGUCCGACGUCAACGACAACGCCCCCGCCUUCACCCAGACCUCCUACACCCUGUCCGUCCGCGAGAACAACAGCCCCGCCCUGCACAUCGGCACCGUCCGCGCCACAGACAGAGACGCGGGCGCCAACGCCCAGGUCACCUACUCGCUGCUGCCGCCCCUCGACGCGCACGUGCCCCUGGCCUCCCUGGUGUCCAUCAACCCGGACAACGGCCACCUGUUCGCCCUGAGGUCCCUGGACUACGAGGCCCUGCGGGCGUUCGAGUUCCGCGUGGGCGCCGCCGACCGCGGCUCGCCCGCGCUCAGCAGCCAGGCGCUGGUGCGCGUGCUCGUGGCGGACGACAACGACAACGCGCCCUUCGUGCUGUACCCGCUGCAGAACGCCUCGGCGCCCUGCACCGAGCUGGUGCCCAGGGCGGCCGAGGCGGGCUACCUGGUGACCAAGGUGGUGGCGGUGGACGGCGACUCGGGCCAGAACGCCUGGCUGUCGUUCCAGCUGCUCAAGGCCACGGAGCCCGGGCUGUUCGGCGUGUGGGCGCACAACGGCGAGGUGCGCACGGCCCGGCUGCUGAGCGAGCGCGACGCGGCCAAGCACAGGCUGGUGGUGCUGGUCAAGGACAACGGCGAGCCGCCGCUGUCGGCCAGCGUCACGCUGCACGUGCUGCUGGUGGACGGCUUCUCGCAGCCCUACCUGCCGGCCCCGGCAGCGGAAGCGGCGGACGCGGCGCCGGCCGCCCCGCUCACCGUCUACCUGGUGGUCGCCUUGGCGUCGGUGUCGUCGCUCUUCCUCUUCUCGGUGCUGGUGUUCGUCGCGGUGCGGCUGUGCAGGCGGGGCGGGGCGGCCUCGGUGGGUCGCUGCUCGGUGCCCGAGGGCCCCUUUCCAGGCCACCUGGUGGACGUCAGCGGCACGGGGACCCUGUCCCAGAGCUACCAGUACGAGGUGUGUCUGAAGGGGGGCUCUGGGACCAGCGAGUUCAAGUUUCUGAAGUCUGUUGCCUCCAAUCAUCAGGAGUCUGUAAAUGAUGUAGAGGAAAACUCAAACUUUAUAAAUGGUUUUGGAUUCAAUUAGGAAUUUUUUGGUUUUUCAGAGCAUUCGGGAUGAAAAUUAGUUUUCCCUAAAUAUACUGUUUCCAUUAGCUUUUUGGGCCAUAUAGAAUUUCUUGAUUUUUUUUUCUGAUUUCAUUUUGCUAGUUAAGGAGAUUAGAAAUUUUAUUUGAGAAUAUACUCAUACUUACUCUAUUAUUUCUAUUUUGAUGGAGACAAAGAACUUUCAAUUUUACUUCAGUAUUGAAAAGUCAUGAAUAUUUGUUAGUUUUUCAACUUUUCAUCAUCAAGCACUAUUGAUUUGAAGAUGAUCCCAAACCCAUUCUCUGACUGUUGUCCAGAAACUUUUUCUAAAUUUUUGAUGUUGUCGUUACUUAGGAGAUGAGCAUGAUACAAAUAUAGUGAAUUUUUAGUAAAUCUUCUGUUUAAUAUGAUAUUAUGCCUCCUUGUCUUAGACUUUUAAAUGGAGAAAUAUCUGAAAAAAUGGCAUGUUUUUGUUUCACAGUAGUAUUAAGUGGAAAAGACUGCAAUUUAUCCUAUACUUAAAGGUGUUUUCUUAUCAGCCUGCAGUA
Molecule: messenger RNA, 3128 nt
Organism: Balaenoptera acutorostrata (minke whale)
Lineage: Eukaryota; Metazoa; Chordata; Mammalia; Artiodactyla; Balaenopteridae
Product: protocadherin beta-18-like
Exons: 1
Coding region: 191-2581 (796 amino acids)
Biological process (GO): homophilic cell-cell adhesion
Cellular component (GO): plasma membrane
Molecular function (GO): calcium ion binding
Source: RefSeq, a predicted model, not a curated record